AUGUUCGUCAAGAAACUUGUGGAGAAGGCUUCUAAUAAGAAGGUUGGUGGAAAUUCAUUAGAUGGAUUAAAAGCUAGAGAUGUAGAUCCACGGCUGAUAUUCCAUCAUGGUGUACCAUCAUGUGCUACCAACUUUACCUGUCACAGUAUUCACAACAUAUUGGCUCUUUCCACCAAUGAUGGGAGGAUUAAAUUAUUUGGUAAAGAUAAUGCUCAAGUCCUACAUGAAUCCAAUAAGCCAGUGCCUAGCAAGUUCUUACAGUUCAUCCUGAAUCAAGACAUCCUUAUAAAUGUCACUUCAAAUAAUCAUAUUGAGGUUUGGGACAUAGACAAGAAAUUGUUGUGUGACUUGUACGUUGUUAAAGAAGAAAUCACUUCUUUUGCAAUCAUUCAACACAGCCUCUACAUGUACAUUGGAGUUUCUAGUGGCAAUGUUUCAGUUUUGAAGCUUGAUCAAAAUUGGCAUGUGGUGAAGAUGAACUACUCCAUACCCCUCUCAGCUUCUUUUGGGAAUUCAACUGAAGUAUUUGAUGAUGAUAUCACUGUGACGCACAUAUUGCCUCAACCGGGAGCUGAAAGUAAAAGAGUUCUCAUCAUCUUUAGAAACAGCCAAAUAAUACUAUGGAAUAUUCAAGAAAGCAGAUGCAUUUUCAGAACUGGUGGAAAUGUGUCGCAGCCACUGCAUAAUGAAACAAAGAAAGUGUCUUGUGCAUGUUGGGCGUGUCCCUAUGGAAGCAAAGUGGUUGUAGGAUACAACAAUGGAGAUCUCUUCAUUUGGAGCAUUCCUUCUCUAACAACCGGCAAUGGCUUAGCAUCUGAUUAUAGCGGAAAACACACUCCAAUGUUCAAAUUUAACUUGGGAUAUAAAUCAGAUAAAACGUGUAUAGAAUCCGUAAAAUGGAUAUAUGCUGAAGGAAAGGCUAGUAGAUUAUAUGUCAUGGGAGCUUCUAACUCGAUGCAGGUAGUGUUGUUGAGUGAACAUACUGAAACUCGCACAACUAAGUUAGGACUUAACUUGUCCGAAUGCUGUGUUAACAUGGAGAUUAUAUCAUCCGCAAAUGAGCAAAGCAAGCAUAAACAAAAUUCUUUGAUUUUGCUUGGAAAGUCAGGACACCUAUAUCUGUAUGAUGAUAGUUUGAUUGAAAGGUAUCUAUUGCAAUGCCAAUCUAAGUACACUCCUUCCCUGCCAAAGGAAGUUAUGGUGAGGUUACCACUAUCUGAUUCAAGCAUUACCAUAGCUAAAUUCAUCUCGAACGCUACCAAUGUGUUCUAUUCUGAAGACGAGUACUACAGUCAGAUGCUGAAAAAUUAUCCUCAGCUUUUUUCCAUUGAAACAAAUCAUAGAGAUGGGAUUAGCCUGAGUUCUGCCAACUUCUCUGGAUUUUCAAACAUUAAAAACUUGUACAUAACUGGACACAAAAAUGGAGCCAUAACUUUUUGGGAUGCAUCAUGUCCCUUGUUCAUUCCAGUUUUGCAAUUAAACCAGCAGAGUGAAAAUGAUCAUUCUUUAAGUGGUGUACCCUUGACAGAAUUAUAUUUUGAUAUCGACUCUCUUCUCCUUGUUUCUGGUGAUCAGAGCGGAAUGGUUCGUAUAUUCAGAUUCAAACCUGAACCCUACACGUCCAACAGCUUCAUGUCCCUUACAGGAAAUGCAAAAAAAGGGGUUGAUCAUGUAGUCCAGAGUAUGAAACUCGUAAAAACUAUUGGUGCUGUAAUUUGUAUGACUGUAGAUCAUAGCUCAAGGCAUCUUGCUGUUGGCUCUGAUCAAGGAAAUGUUUCAGUUAUUAACAUGGAUGGGCCGUCUCUGUUAUAUCAAAAACAUAUUUCAAGCGAAAUUUCUUCUGUUAUAAUCUCUCUGCAGUUCAUAACCUGCGGGUUAUACGGUUUCGAGAAAAACAUCUUAGCAAUCGGAACAAAGGAUUCGUCGGUUUUAGCACUGGAUAGCGAAACUGGAAACAUGAUGAGCACUGGAUAUGUUCAUCCUAAGAAGCCAUCUAAAGCUCUAUUUAUGAAUGUGUUAGAUGGACAAUGUGAACCAAUUACAAGAUCGGUGAGAAAAGAUAGCUUUGAUUUGAGAGAAGGGAAUCAUAUUGAGGAUGCAACAACAAAGAAAAUUUUGUUGUGUUCUGAGAAGGCUUUAUAUAUAUAUUCAUUUGAGCAUGCUCUACAGGGAAUCAAAAAGGUGGUUUACAAAAAGAAGUUCUCUUCUUCCUGUUGCUGGGCAUCGACAUUUUACAGUGCCUCUAAUAUUGGUCUCGUACUACUUUUCACCAGUGGAAAAGUAGAAUUAAGGUCUUUACCAGACUUAUCUUUGAUAGUGAAGAUUUCAAUUAGAGGUUUCACUUAUUCACCUCCGAAGUUGAAGUCAUUUUCUGACAAACAGAUAUGCUGUUCAUCCAGAGGAGACAUUGUUUUGGUGAAUGGUGACCAGGAAAUUUUUGUUGUCUCAUUGUUGGUCCAUAGGAAUAUUUUCAGGCUUUUGGACUCUGUCAGUUGCAUCUACGGGAAGGAAAGGAUGAUAUCACAAAAGGAGCUUGUUCCUAACUCAGUCAUACAUAAGGAAAACAAGAAGGGCAUAUUCAACUCUGUUAUCAAAGAUUUUACUGGCGGCAAAGAAAAGCAUAUGCCCUUCUUGGAAAAAGAAGAUCCUAAAGAAAAUAUCCAGGAACUCUCUGCAAUAUUUUCACAUGCAAAUUUUCCGCUGGAUGCCAACAUUGUGGAUGAAAGUAAACUAGAAUCAAGCUUAGAUGACAUGGAUUUGGAGAACCAUAGAGAAGUACGCAAAGAACAAAGCAUAUUAGGAGUUCUUAAUAAGAAGAAAUUGGCUGGCAAAUUUCAGGCUUUGAAAGGAAAAGUGAGAGAGAUGAAGGGCGACAGCCAUAAAGCAUCAGAUAAGGAAGAGCAACAAGAUGAGAAAAUCGGUGCAGUCAGUCAAAUUAAGAAAAAAUAUGGAUUUUCUUCUUCGUCCAAUGAAACAAGUGUUGCUAAAUCUGCAGAAAGCAGGCUCCAGGAAAAUACAAGGAAAUUACAGGGUAUUGAGCUACGUACUAAAGAGAUACAAAAUAAGGCAAAAUCAUUUUUGUCAAUGGCAAAACAGGUGCUGCGAAAUGCUGAACAGGAUAAACAAAGUUGA
Vicia faba (fava bean) is the source of this 3132-nucleotide messenger RNA. The record is from the annotation of a GenBank genome assembly. NCBI's taxonomy places the organism in Eukaryota, Viridiplantae, Streptophyta, Magnoliopsida, Fabales, Fabaceae.